AUGGAAAAGAAAGCAAAUAUAAAAAGAGGAGCUUAUAAUUUUCAAGCUGAUGAAUUUGUUUUGUUGAAACUGCAACCCUACCGCCAGUCCACUGUCUCUCAUAGAAUUUCGCACAAACCGUCCAAACGCUUCUAUGGUCCCUUUCGCAUCAUUCGUCGUGUUGGCACCAUCACCUAUCUUCUGGAUCUACCUUCUUCUUCCGGGAUUCACCCUAUUGUCCACGUCUCUCUCCUUAAACCCUAUUAUGGUGACCACCCGGAUACAAAUCUUCAACCACUUCCAUCUUCAGAUCUCAUUGAUUUCCCUGCAACAGCUGAAACCCUACAAGAAAAUCAACAAAGAACAAAACAAUUAUCGGAUCUCACAACAUCACAUGCAACCAAAGAACAAGAAGAUAGAGUUACCAAGAUUAUUUCAUCUUCAAAAGCAUUCGCGUCUUGUAAACCACCGGUCGCCAUCAGCAAGCCAUCGUCUCCGUCUGAACGCAUGACUAUGGAUUCUUCCUCACCAGACAACGCUCAAGUGUUUCCCAAAACAAAAAAUACGUCUUCUCAAGUGUUGUCCACUUCUCCCACUUCCCAGACUCUUCAUAACCCCAGACCCACAUGCGCUCCUUAUCACCGUCCAAAUGUCCCACCAAAUUCACCUUUUCAACACGUGGCUCACAUGCAACGCCAAGUGCAUCACACCACUUAUCCCACUUUCCCCAACGACUCUUAUAAGGAUGACCUACAAGUGCAACAGCCCAUUCAGCCUUUGAACCUUGAGGACAAGGUUCUUUAUGGGCCCGAGAGAUUAGGGUUUCGUCGUCACGACUGUAACUGUAUUUCAUCGAUGGAUACCAAUAAUGGAGUACCGAAUCAAGGUGAUUGGAGAGGUCAAUUGCACCCUCGAUCACGCCAAAGAAUUGUCAACAAAAUAAUGGAAACUAUAAAAAAGCAUUUACCCGUGUCUGGUCAAGAGGGAUUGCCUGCAAUUCACAACAUUGCCCAAAUGUUUGAAGACAAGGUUUUUACUAUUGCAACAAGCCAGUCUGAUUAUAUAAAGAAAAUAUCUAUGAAGAUGCUUGCAUUUGAGAUUCAAUUCCGGAGCACUACGGUCACCAAUAUAACAUCAUCAUUGGAUAUGCUUACACUAGAGACUGAAUCCCAGGGCAAUAUGGCCAACAAGGAGACUGAAUCCCAGGGCAAUAUGGCCAACAAGGAGACUGAAUCCCAGGGCAAUAUGGCCAACAAGGAGACUGAAUCCCAGGGCAAUAUGGCCAACAAGGAGACUGAAUCCCAGGGCAAUAUGGCCAACAAGGAGACUGAAUCCCAGGGCAAUAUGGCCAACAAGGAGACUGAAUCCCAGGGCAAUAUGGCCAACAAGGAGACUGAAUCCCAGGGCACUGUGGCCAACAAUAUGACAUCGAAUCAAGUUGCCCCUAUCAAUGAACUUCUUGACCCAGCCAAUGGGAGACCGGAUCCAGGUGAUUGGAGAGGUAAAUUGCAGCCUAGAACGCGUGGAAGAACUGUCAACAAACUAUCGAACACAAUGAUAAUGUGUCUUCCCUAUUCUAGUCCAGAUGUAUUGCGUCAACUUCGGAAGCUUGCCCAAAGUUUUGAAGAGAGGAUUUUUACUGCUGCAACAAGCGAGUCUAAUUAUGCAAUGAAAAUACUUUUGGAGAGUAUUAAAAUAGAGAUUAAACUCAAGGGCGCCUCUUUUGCCAAUAAGAUGACAUGGAAUCAAAUUGGCCCUAGCAAUAAACCUCUUGAUCCAGCCAAUGGGAGACCGAAUCAAGGUGAUUUGGGAGGUACAUUGAAGCCUGAAACCUGCGAAAAAAUUAUCAACAGCAUAAAGUACACAUUAAAACAACAACUUCCUAUUGUUUCUGGUCAAGAAGGAACAGAUGAUUUUGGAAAGAUUGCGCAAAGCAUUGAAGAGUGGAUUUUUACUUAUUCAACAAACAAGGCUGAUUAUGAGGCAUUGAAAUCUAACUACCAGGGCUCUGAGAAGAACUUUAUAGCAUUGGAGUUGGCACAAUUAAUUGAAAUAGAUAGAGUCAUGUGUUUACCUUGCGUGCUAUGA
This is a messenger RNA of Vicia faba (fava bean), 2067 nucleotides long. Lineage: Eukaryota; Viridiplantae; Streptophyta; Magnoliopsida; Fabales; Fabaceae. The record is from the annotation of a GenBank genome assembly.